GUGCGGCCACAGUGCAGAGUGGGCGUUUAAUCUGUCUUCUCGUCGAGCUCAUACAUGACUUCACGGUAAACGUUACACAAGUUUGGCAACUUCAAACCGUGAAACCAACCGUCGGCCGACAAACAUGACGGAAAGCUCCGCGAACAAGCUGCUGAACGGGGACGGCUGCCACCGGACCGCCAACGGGAAGAAACCGGGUAAAAAUGGCUUCGUGAAGAAUCACUGCCUGUUUCAACAGACACACAAGUAUCGUCGCCCCAGGGACAAGAACCAAAAUGUCACACACAACCCCAGCCUGUACAAGAAACCGUUUGUGGAGUCGUUUGAGGAGACUCCUCUACUGGUGGCUGUGCUCACUUACAUGGGCUACGGCAUCCUCACUGUCUUCGGCUACCUCCGGGACUUCCUUCGCCACUGGAGCAUCGAGAAGUGUCACGUGGCUCGGGAGAAAGAGGAACAGAAGGAUUUCGUCCCCCUCUAUCAGGACUUUGAGAACUUCUACACCAGGAACUUGUACAUGAGGAUUCGAGACAACUGGAACAGACCCAUCUGCAGCGUCCCCGGUGCUAAGAUGGACCUAGUGGAGAGAGUUUCCCACGACUACAACUGGACCUUUGAGCACACGGGCAGAGUGGUGAAGGAUGUCAUCAAUAUGGGCUCAUACAACUACCUCGGCUUCGCUGAGAACACCGGCGCUUGUGCCGACGCUGCUGUCGAGGCCACAGAAAAGUACGGAGCUGGAGUAGGCAGCACUCGUUGUGAGAUAGGGAACCUGGACAUCCACGAGGAGCUGGAGCAGUUGGUCGCCAGGUUCCUCGGUGUUGAGUCAUCUAUGGCUUUUGGGAUGGGCUUCGCAACAAACUCCAUGAACAUUCCUGCUCUCACAGGGAAGGGUUGUCUCAUUCUGAGUGACGAGCUGAAUCACGCGUCGUUGGUGCUGGGUGCUCGCCUGUCCGGCUCCACCAUCCGGGUCUUCAAACACAACAACAUGCAGAGCCUGGAGAAGAUGCUGAGAGACGCUAUCGCACACGGGCAGCCGAGAACCCACCGACCCUGGAAGAAGAUCCUCAUAGUGGUGGAGGGAAUAUACAGUAUGGAGGGGUCCAUCGUGCGUCUGCCAGAGGUCGUUGCCCUGAAGAAGCGCUACAAGGCGUACCUGUACCUGGAUGAAGCCCACAGUAUCGGGGCCCUGGGGCCAAACGGCAGAGGAGUGGUGGACUACUUCGGCCUGGAUCCCAAAGAUGUCGACAUCAUGAUGGGAACAUUCACCAAGAGCUUCGGUGCUGCUGGAGGAUACAUUGGAGGCAAAAAGGAGCUGAUCGACUAUCUGCGGAGCCACUCUCACAGUGCCCUGUACGCCACCUCCAUGUCUCCUCCUGUGGCCCAACAGAUCAUCACCUCUAUGAGGAUCAUCAUGGGAGAGGACGGGACGACACUGGGUGCUGAUCGCCUCAGACAGCUGUCAGAGAACACAACCUACUUCCGCAGGAAACUCCGUGAAAUGGGCUUCAUCAUCUACGGCAACGAUGACUCGCCUGUAGUGCCCAUGAUGCUCUAUAUGCCUGCCAAAAUUGGGGCAUUUGGUCGGGAGAUGUUAAAGAGAAACAUCGGCACGGUGGUCGUCGGCUUCCCAGCAACGCCCAUCAUCGAGUCAAGGGCACGUUUCUGCGUCUCGGCUGCUCACACCAGAGAGAUGCUCAACACAGCGUUGGAAGCCAUCAGUGAAGUGGGCGAUCUGCUGCAGCUCAAGUACUCCAGACGUGAGCAGCAUCUUCCCUCACUUGGGUGGAUGGCCGAGGAGAGCCUGCUUCAGGACUGAGCCACAUCAUCCCCUUCCUGUCGUCUCCACCACUACACGUCCCUCCUGUACUUCACCUCUUCUUGUCUGACAUCGCUCAUCUUCCUCUGAGCCAGUCUCUGCACCCCACUCCACCACAUCUCCUCACGUCAGACUCACCAGAACCAAAGUCUUCACAGGUCCGCCCCGUUAUGAAACCUGCACACGAGCACCGCCCAUCAGCUGAGACCUGUGCAGCAGAUUUCACUCACAUCAGGCGAAGGACCAGAAUCACCCACAUCUUUCUGUGUGUGUGUGUGUGUCCGUUGUUACAAAGUCUGUUUAGUAUCUUUCAGUUUGUCCUAACCAGUGACUGUAUAUAAAGAUGGACAACACAUCUCCACUUCCUCCUAUUGUACAAAAAUGAAGCCAGAAUAUCCCGGAUACAGCCACUGUCAUCUUGCACUGGUGACGUCUUGCAGUAGUCUGCACAGUAGCGAUCUCCUUGGUAUUGAGUUCUUGCUGUCCGACCAGUCACAAGCAGCACAAUUGAUCAUUAGUACCCCAAUUGGCACACACAGCUGUCAGUCAUGAGGUCACACGCCCUGUUUAUAGCAUCAAAUGAUUAAUUGAAACCAAACUUGUCUGAACAAUUAAGACUUGAAGAUGCAUUAACGUGGUGAGAACCAAAGAUAUAGAAACAUAAACGCCUCAUUGGCGGCUGUAGUCGCCGCCAUGUUGGAGAUAUCAAAACUAGCCUGUAAACAAAUGGUAGUGAACAGGAGCUGUGUUUUUUCUGGAUGAAAAGCACUGUAACGUUUACAUUUCUCAACUGAUUUCAAUGAGACGUUUUUAUAUUGAAGGGUUUAUGAUCUUAAUGAAGUAGAUUCACAAAAGAUUUGUCUCCAGUUUUAGGCUAUAAACACUCUUUGAUAAGAACUACCAAAAAUGAUGGAAACUAUCUUAUAAAAAUGUAUUUGACAUGUUUGAUUUUUUUUAGUUUGACUCGUCCCAUCUGCCGACACAGAGGGGGCGGGGUUUGUGACCUAUACUGCAGCCAGCCACCAGGAGGUGAUCCAGAUAUUAAGGCUUCACUUUAUGGGGGCAGUCAUGUCGUCCGUCUUUAUACACAGUCAGUGGUCCUAACUCAUUGUGACUGCAUCUAACGUCGAGUCUUAUUCCUGUGUGCACAUUGAAUGUGUAUCUUAUUUGUGCAAUAACAACAACUUGGAGUUUCUUUGUAAUCUGACAGAUAUUUGCCAUGAGUCUCUACUCGUGCACUUGGAGAAAAAGAAAUACGAUCAUAGCCGUCACUAUGACAAACACAAGAGGAAAAAAUUAUAUAUGUAAAUAUUAUUUAUCCCUGUCCCAGGGCAGCGUCCCAAACCUCAAAGAGAGAUACGUUAUUUCACAGGAGUAACAUUAACUGAUGUUCUCCGUAUGUAUUUAUCUGAUGGCUUUUUGUUCCUAAUCACUUUUACUUGAACAGAGAGUUUAGAGUAUCGGGUUCUUUCCCUAUAACCAAAGGAUGUAUAUGUAUAGAUAUGUUUUCUACCUUUUCUCUUAAGAUGCAAAGCAGAUGUUCCAAAAGAAAACAUUUAGCAGGGAAAGAAUCCCAGGGAGCAAGACUAAGGAAUAUUUUUUACUGCUUAUUUUCUAGAAAUAUUUUUCAGCCUAAUUUACUGUUUACACCUGCACUCAGAAAACUUGAGCCCAGCGUCUUUAACAUUUCUAUAAGCUAACGAGCUACAUGUGAUUUAUUCCCCCCCCCCCCACUCACUCAAGUGCUUUCAUGUGAAUCAGCGUCGACACGAUCUCUGAGCACGAUGACACGCUGUCACUUAGAUCUGUAUGUAUGACGAUGGCGCGCCCACGCUCAUCUGAUUUACGGACAGCUUUAUUUAUUUAAAACGUCUUUGUCAUCUUUUAUCAACCUUAUUUUUGUGAGACAUUGUUUUUAAUCAGAAAGGCGGCUCCAAAUGUGUCCCAGUGUGUUUUAACCGACUACCUGCGCGUCUUAACUUCAGUGCGAGCACUACUGACAGGCAUCGUACAUGCACGGAUGAUGUAGUCACUGAAAUGUGCAACAUGUGUUUGGGUAUGCUUCCAGUGUUUUUGUUUUUUGUAUUUAUCGUCUGUGGUCGCCUUCUGGAAUGACAUUCCAUAUCAACCUGCUUUCAGUGUCAAGUGUGUUACGUGUCUGUCUGCCUUAUCUGUGUGAGGUCGCCCCAGAAUGUCUUGUUCAUGUGUGUGUGUGUGUGUGUGUGUGUGUUUAUGUUCUGCCACUUUAUUCAUGUGAAUCAGAGUGAAGUCAGUCAGAAAGCCAACGAGACCAUUCCUGUAAAUAAUCAUCAAAGGGGGGUAAAGCUGGGGUACGGGAAAAUCUGGAAAAGGCAAAAAAAAAAAAAAAAAGGCAGAAUUUUAAAGUACACUCUCCUCCUGUAGCUCCUCCCUCUCUGCCAUAGGCCCCUCCCACCAGAUGACUACAGGCAUCGAUUUAUUUAAUUUUAUUUCAUCGUACAGAUGUACGCAGCAUAUUUGCUCAGUCCCUUCUUGCCUCGCUGGCUAGAAUUAGCUAGCUAGCUACCCCGUAGCUUCUCUGCCUCCUUUACUGCUGCUGUCUACCUCCCCUGGAGGAGAGCAGACAGCAGCUCUGGAGACGGCUGUAGCAACUCGAAUUCAGCCAACACAAACCCCCCCCCGUCCUGGGUGUCACUGAGAGCUGGUGGCCAACACAGCACCAGAUCUAACCUGUGUAAGGGCAGCAACAGAAAGUUUGCUGAUCCAGUGCGGAGUCAACUAUGUGGUGUCCUGGAGGUGGCGUUUGCACCAGCUGGAUUUGUGUUACUGCAGCUGCUGACUGGGGCCCGUCCCUGGAGCUGCUGCCCGCUCCCCUCCUGGCAAGGUGGUCUGUAGAGGUGGGGAGUGAGGCGGAGGACACACUAAGAUCCAAGGCGCUAGCUAACGUUAGGUACAAAAACAUGAACUUGAAGCUGCAGUCAUGAGGCUUUAGCUGCGGUUAGCAUCAGGCUAAACUAUAUGUUGGCAGUUGUCGCCAGUGCUCGAACAGCAACUUUCUCCGCCAUUGAAUCAGGCUUUCACCAUCUGAAGUGACGUGCACGCACAUCUGCAUUUGUAGAACAGCCAAUGGGAACGCCCUCUGUCUGAAAUUACCUGUGAUUGGCCAAAGUCUCCCACCACCGGUGACAUUUUUUUAAAGCCUGUAAACGGAGCUAAGAGGAGGAGCAUAAGUUUAAUAUUCUCAGUCCAUUUGUGUUACGACAUGCUUAAAGUUUAUUACAGGAUUUUUUUACCUACUGAAGCCAAAAUUCAAACUGCCUAUCCCAGCUUUAAACUCAAGUUUAAAGAAACCAUUGAUGUUUUUGGCGUUUUUCGCACAGCAGGACAACUUUUUGGGGGUCUCUCUUUUAACUGUACAUCCAUUAGAUAUUAAUUUUAUUGUUGUCUUUGAGUGAGUCAUUCCAAUAUUUUCCACAGAAAAUAGCUUGAAUAACAUCUCUGUGAUGCAUUUGCUUUCAAUAAAUAUAAUAUAAAAGGUGGAACACAUGACUAUGAUCUGGAAUUGCACUCUUCAGAAAUGUGCUCUGACACUAAAGAAAAGAAACUUCUCGUCAAAGUUUCCUCUCAAGCUGUCUGCAGCACCGUGCAGUAUGUUACAUUUCUGUCUAUGGAGGCAAAAAUGUAAUUGCAAACAGCAACGUGACUGUUUCUCUCAGCCAGGUUUCCCUCAUUGAAACUGAGGAAUUAAAGUCAAGAGAGAUUAUCACAAUGUUUGGAGCGCUUUGAUGUAACGUGACGGAGUAUCUACCACAAAUACAGGCGAACUGACCUGCGGUGACCUUCGGAAACUUGCUUAUCAGUCGCGUUUGCCCUUGAAAAUGUAUUUGGGUUGGAGAUAAACCACUUAGAGGAGUUUGUAAAGCCAUGAUGUUUGUCGACCAUGCUGUUGGAAACAGUGCUGCAAAGAUUAAAUCACUUUCUUUGUAUCAA
Molecule: messenger RNA, 5788 nt
Organism: Epinephelus fuscoguttatus (brown-marbled grouper)
Lineage: Eukaryota; Metazoa; Chordata; Actinopteri; Perciformes; Serranidae
Gene: sptlc2b
Product: serine palmitoyltransferase, long chain base subunit 2b
Exons: 12
Coding region: 125-1819 (564 amino acids)
Biological process (GO): sphingosine biosynthetic process; ceramide biosynthetic process
Cellular component (GO): serine palmitoyltransferase complex
Molecular function (GO): pyridoxal phosphate binding; serine C-palmitoyltransferase activity
Source: RefSeq, a predicted model, not a curated record